CUGCUACACUCACUCGCUUCUGUGCUUCGCUUGAGCAGGCCACAGCUCUUUUUGCACUGCAGCAUGGAGUCGUCGCGUAUCUUUGUGCGCGGGCUGCCGCCCAAGUUCUCCGAGGACGACGUGCGCAAGCACUUUGCCAAAUUCCCCGUCACAGACGUCAAGUUCUUCCCGCACCGCCGCAUCGGCUAUGUUGGCUACAAGACGCCCGAGGACGCCGCAAAGGCCGUCAAGUACUUCAACAAGACCUUCAUCAGGAUGACCAAGAUCUUCGUCGAGAUUGCGCGUCCAAUUGCAGAUGAGCUGUUGCCAAAGUCACGGAGACAGAUCAGGGACGAGCAGGCGGCACCCAAGACCGACGACUACUUCCCGCCGCCAAAAGAGGACAAUGCUCUGAAGCGCAAGCGAGAGGCGGCCGAGCAGGACCCUAAGCUGAAGGAAUUCCUCGAGGUCUACCAGCCGCCUUCGAAAACGAACAUCUGGACCGAGGGCGAUGCGCAGGUUGCUGCAGGCAAUGCGACGGCGGUCGCGGAGCCGGUACAAGAUGUUGUCGUGCCCGCUGACGAGAGUGACGACGAGUAUCAAGUCAUAUCAAAGAAGCCAAAGGUCGUCGAGGCGCCGCAGGAAGUCACCGAAGAGGCAUCACCCGUCGUCGCGGCGGCGCCUGUAAAUCAUGUCGAGGCUGCUACGUCCGAGAUUGCAGACGUCGCCAUGCCGGACGUGCCAGACUCUGCUCCGGCUGAUCAACCACCAACGACUGACGAUGACUGGCUUCGAUCACGAACAAAUCGACUGCUGGAUCUUGUUGAAGACGAUGACGUUCCUGUCGCCCCGGCAUCAGCACCGACCAAGCCUGCUGCCGAGAAGCGCGAUUCACCAGUAGCUCCCACUCAUCAACCUGACGUGCCAACACAACCCGUUGUCGAGCCUGCUACUGACUCGGCGCCGUCCGAAGAGGACAAAAUCCGAGAGACUGGCCGUCUUUACCUUCGCAACCUCCACUUCGAUGUUACUGAAGAAGACAUCAGGAACCAGUUCUCACAAUUCGGCUCGCUUGAUGAAAUACAUGUACCGCUGAAGAAGAUCGACGGUAAAGGCAAGGGCUUCGCCUUUGUGCAGUUCAAAGACCCAGAGGAUGCUGUCAAGGCUUUUGACGAGAGCGAUGGCACCAUCUUCCAGGGAAGGCUGCUGCAUAUCAUCUCAGCGAAGGCGAAGAAAGACACCAAACUUGACGAGUUUGAGAUUUCCAAGUUGCCACUGAAGAAGCAGAAGGAGAUCCGCCGAAAGCAAGAUGUUGUCAAGGCUACGUUCAACUGGAACUCCCUCUAUCUCAAUGCCGAUGCCGUCAUGUCUACUCUGGCAAGCCGCAUGGGCAUCAGCAAAGCAGAGCUGCUGGAUCCCACAUCUUCGGACGCCGCUGUCAAACAGGCCCACGCCGAAACCCACAUCAUCCAAGAGACCAAGAACUAUUUCGCUCAACACGGUGUCGAUCUUGAAGCCUUCAAGACCAGUGCCAAGGGUGACACCGCAGUCUUGGUGAAGAACAUCCCACACUCUGUGACGCCCGACGAACUGCGCAAGACAUUCGAAGAGCAUGGCAAGGUCACCAAGUUCCUUAUGCCUCCGACAGGCAUGACCGCUAUUGCUGAGUUCUCGAAUGCCGCCGAGGCGAAGACUGCAUUCAUGGCCCUGUCUUAUCGUAAGAUGAAGGACUCCAUCCUGUACCUUGAGAAGGCGCCUAAAGACCUGUUCAAGGAGGGCUUCGUGGCGCCUUCGGUUCAAGCCGUAACUGGCGACAAGACAGAUGCCAAGCUCAGCGCAACAGAUCUGCUUGAAGAGGCGCCUGAACCCGAUGCGUCAAACACCGCCACCCUCUACGUCCGCAACCUCAACUUCUCCACGACAACCGACCGUCUCACUGAGACUUUCAAGCCUUUGUCUGGCUUCCGUAGCGCCAGGGUGAAGACGAAGAUUGACCCGAAGCGAGGCGUGUUGUCGAUGGGUUUUGGGUUUGUUGAAUUCGACACCCCUGAAGCGGCGGCCGCAGCGCAGCAAACUUUGGACGGCCGCGAUCUGGAAGGCCACAAGCUGCAGAUCAAGGCAUCCCACAAGGGCGCAGACGCCGCCGAGGAGCGUCGCAAAGAUGACGCUUCGAAGAAGGCGGCGAGCACCAAGAUUCUUAUUAAGAAUUUGCCCUUUGAAGCUAGCAAGAAGGAGGUCCGCGCCUUGUUCACCCCUUACGGCCAGCUUCGGUCCGUUAGGGUGCCCAAGAAGUUCGAUUCGUCUUCACGUGGUUUCGGUUUCGCUGAAUUCACAACCAAACGCGAUGCUGUCAAUGCUAUGAACGCCUUGAAGAACACCCAUCUACUCGGUCGACGACUGGUUCUUGCAUUUGCUGAGACCGAGUCGGACGAUCCUGAGAAGGAACUGGAGAAGAUGCAGCAGAAGAUGGGGGCACAAGCCAACAAGGUCGCCCUGCAGAAGCUCACCGCAGGCGGCCGGCAGAAGUUUAACGUUGCAGGCAACGACGAGCUAGAUGAAUGAGCGUAGAGCGCGUGCGUAUUUGGACUGGUAAAUUGCAAACUCUGCGCGUCACUGCCAGGCAGUGCCGUCCCUAACGGCAUCCCUUACCUCAUCGGCCUAAAAGACGUGGCCCGCCCUUCGCAAAUGACCCCGCGGUGCACUAGAAGCGGGCCAGGUCACACCUUGCACACAGCUUCUACAUGUAAGUCACCGCAACGUUAGCCGCGACCGGAUUCACUCACAGAGACCUGGAUCAAUGGGCAUGGCCACCACACUGGGUCUCAGUCACUGAGACACAACGAGCAAGGCAGCCACAGACGAGAUGCUUGUCGAUCAUACGAACUCGACUCACAAAUCUGUUGUUGACCACUGACAUUCAUUCUUGCUCAAAGCAUUCCAAGCCGAGUUCUCCCUCGCACACAUCCAAUCAGAUGACGGUUGAUCAGUCGGCAAUUACCCGAUGCCCUUGCUCCCACUGCUAACCAGGCAAU
Boeremia exigua is the source of this 3011-nucleotide messenger RNA. RefSeq lists its product as uncharacterized. NCBI's taxonomy places the organism in Eukaryota, Fungi, Ascomycota, Dothideomycetes, Pleosporales, Didymellaceae. Bases 64 to 2541 code for a protein of 825 amino acids. The record is from RefSeq and is a predicted model, not a curated record. Gene Ontology annotation, molecular function: mRNA binding. Gene Ontology annotation, cellular component: ribonucleoprotein complex; cytoplasm; nucleus. The transcript is spliced from 3 exons.